AUGGCCGGGCAAAAGGGAUCUAAGCAGCCGUUUUGGCUUGGUGGAGCCGCGGCGUCCAUGGCAGUAUGCUUCACCCAACCAGCAGCGGGAGAACCCUCGUCCACCCACGCUGACUGGCCGUUGCCAACAGGAAUCAUGUCUCUGUGGUCCGGUCUGUCCGCCUCUAUCCUCCGACAAUCCACCUAUUCGACCGCCCGUUUUGGCUUGUACACUGUCCUCUCGCGGCAACUGCAGCAGAGGUCAGGCACCUCCAAGCUAUCAACCACGUCCACCAUCGCCUGUGCCGGGGUUGCCGGCGGCUUGGCCGGGAUGGUUGGGAAUCCGACAGAGGUCAUCCUCGUUCGCAUGUGCGCCGAUGCCGCCAAACCGAGUGCAGAGCGCUUCCGCUACUCUGACGCGGUGACCGGCCUAUAUCGGAUAGCGAAAGAAGAAGGAAUCAGAGUGUUUGGAAGGGGCUUAUCCGCCAACAUCCUUCGCAGCGUCCUCAUGAUGACGAAAGAUGUGUCGCAGAUUGCACCUUAUGCCGCUGCAAAACGUGCCAUCCUCUCGCGGACCCAAAUGCAGGACGAUAUUCGCACACAUGCGCUUGCGUCGCUUUUCGCUGGGACAGUGGCCACGACAGCCUGCGCUCCGGCUGAUGUGCUCAAGAGUAGAAUUCAGAGCGCGGCAAAGGGAUCUAGUGUAAUGCAGGUCAUUCGCGACGGGUUGAGGGGAGAAGGUAUGGCGUUCCUUAUGAAGGGUUGGACACCUGCCUGGCUGCGAUUGACACCGCAUACCAUCUUAACGUUCGUUUUCAUGGAGAAGCUGCAGGAGCUGGUCAACUUGACGGCUUCGUCACCGGUCCGCGCUACUAUCUGA
Chaetomium strumarium is the source of this 858-nucleotide messenger RNA. RefSeq names its product mitochondrial carrier domain-containing protein. Lineage: Eukaryota; Fungi; Ascomycota; Sordariomycetes; Sordariales; Chaetomiaceae. The transcript has 8 exons. The coding region runs from base 1 to 858 and encodes 285 amino acids. Gene Ontology annotation, biological process: thiosulfate transport; oxaloacetate transport; phosphate ion transmembrane transport. Gene Ontology annotation, molecular function: oxaloacetate transmembrane transporter activity; sulfate transmembrane transporter activity; succinate transmembrane transporter activity. The record is from RefSeq and is a predicted model, not a curated record.